Brassica rapa (field mustard) is the source of this 4247-nucleotide messenger RNA. RefSeq lists its product as uncharacterized. The record is from RefSeq and is a predicted model, not a curated record. Gene Ontology annotation, molecular function: nucleic acid binding; zinc ion binding. Lineage: Eukaryota; Viridiplantae; Streptophyta; Magnoliopsida; Brassicales; Brassicaceae.
ACAUAUAGUAUCGACAAAUUAAAUACUUAUAUGUGAUGGAAUUUUUUAUAUCUAUACAAUAAUGUUUUUAUAUAAUCAUCUAUACCUUGGACAUGGAUCAUUUGUAAUUGUAAUUUUGAAUGAAAACCUUUGAAUUUAUCAUGGUUCGAUCGAUUUGGUCUUAAAAAUUUUACACUAAUUUCAGAAUUUCACAAUUUUAGAUAAGAUGGAAAAUGAAAAUAUUAAAAAAAGACCACAAAUUGGGUUAGCUUUUAAAGAAAUGUUUUGAAAACCGGAUCAGACAUUGACUUGGCUAUAGUUGGGUCAAUGGUCAAACUGGUUUAGUCAGGUUUUAAAUUUUAAUCUAAUUUAAAUUAAGUAACUAAAUAUAUGUAUAACUAUAAAAUUAUUUUAUAUAAACUUUAUAUUAUUUGUUAGAAUCUAAAGUUGAUAUGAAAACAAAAUGAAAACUUUAAAAUAAUAUGAAAUAUAAUGAAACCUAUUUUAUUUAUAUAUAUAUAUUAGAAAACAAAUGUGAAAAUUUUAUGAAACCUUUUCAGAAUUUGUAAUUUUUUAUUCAUGUAACUUGAAUUUAAGAAAACUGGGUUUUAAUAUCAAACCGGAUCACGAAGGUUUAGCAAGUUUUACCGAGUUUUGAUCAGAUUUACCGGUUUAAUUUAAAUGAUUUUAGCACAACCUAGAACCGAUUAGAAAACAUGUCACCGAAUUUUAGCGAGUUUGGCUGAUUCGGUUUUGAAAACACUGCUCUAAAGUUAGACAACAAUUGUAAGUGUGGUUCUUUAUGGACCAAUCCAUACAUAAUUGAUUAGACCCGAUUAUCGAACUUAUUUGUGUGCCAAAUAAACUGAAUACUUUCAGAACAUAUAAAUUCUAAAAAAAGGAACAUCUGUAACUUUUUAUCGGUUUAGAUCUAAAAUUUACAAAUUAUCAGAUAUUUAUUUGCUUUUUAAUUUUCCUAAAACUAGCGUACUGUGUAUAGUCAGUUUGAGGGUUUCCAUAUAGUGAUAUAUUAUUAAUCAUAAUAAAUUUUACAUAUAAAAUUAUACUGAUAUAUUAUUAAUCAUAAUAUAGGGGUAUAUUUGUUUCCUACCGAAUAUAAGUUUGGACCUACGUCUGUUCAAAUCAAUUCUCAUAUCAAUUCUCAUACUGUCACGUAAGCUUAAUUAAGAUGUAAAAAAUUGACACAUCAUCAAGUUAAAAUUAUAAAUAUUACAAAAUAGAAGGUUAUAUUAAUUUUUUAAUGAUCCUCAAAUAAUAUAUAGAAGAUAUUCUACUUCCGUAGAUAAAUGCACAUUAGGUAUAUAGAUUGUAAGUUCUAAGGGAUGCAGAUAACUAGGACAUAUAAUUAUGUAAUUAACUGGUAUUAUUUAAAAUAUUUUAUAUAAAAUUUUAAGUAACUUGGGGCAUUAAACGUCCAAAAUGGACCAAAAAUUAUAGAACUAGCUAUUAUCUGUUCUAUUUUAGCGAAUUUUCCAUAAUUUAUUGUGUCUAUUUUCACCGUUUAAUCUGAAACUCCAGUAACCAAAAUUAUAGAACUAACUCUUUUAAAUUUUUAAGAAUUUUUCGCAAUUUUGUAUUUCUGUAAGAAAAUUAGAGAAACAUAUUGGACUUUUUUGUCAACAUAAAAUUCACUUUCCUGAAAAAAAAUCCUUUUCUUUGACCAAAACAUAAACCUAUUCGCGAAAUUGCUUUUACAAACGUUAUAAACUCCUGUCUCUGUCUCUCUCUCUCUCUCUCCGAAUUUGAAUUACGAUGGAGUUCAGAUACAGAGCCAUCGACAUCGAUCGGCCACCUCCUGUGAAAGACACGGCGCCAUCUCAGUCUCUGAAUCCAAUCCCAGGAUGCAACAUAAUACCAGGAUGGGACUAUGUUCAACGAGAGAUUGAGAAGGAGCAAAUCCGUCGUGAGAUCAUUGCAGCGGAAACUGCGAGAAGAAAAGAGCUUAUAGCUGAGGUUGCACAGGAGAUGGCCAUCGAGAGAGAAAUGGCGAUUAAAAGUAUGGCAGAGAAGGAGGAUAAGAUAGCUACGUGGAUCACUCAAAGGAAGCUUCCACAUCAGAACCACAACAACAACUUUUCUAAACUGAAGCGUACUUACAGUGAUCCUGCCAUCUACUCAAGCCCCAACAGUCUAGUUACAUCACCAAUGAAGCAAAUGCCUCCACUACAGCAAAUGCUUGAGGCUACAACAGCUAAGGAAACGCCAGUUUUGGAGUCUAACAAGGACAAGUUGAUUAUAUUGGAUAGGCCUGAUCCUAUCGGAGGGGAUGCUAAAACUCGUCUUGGAAGAGCUAAGCGUAAGGCAAAGGAUGUUGAGGGAGGUUUGAAAGAACCUUCUAAAAGGAAGCGGUUGUUUAAGUUUUGGUGCGACCUUUGUAGUGUUGGGGCCUGUAACGAAACAGUCAUGAGGAAUCAUGAGUUAGGAAAAAAACAUAAAGCUGCUAUUAAAAAGCAGCCUGAGAAGACGGCUGCUUCAACCUCCGUCAUCAUAGCUCCUGCUUCCCUUGCAGCUCCACAAUCAGAAGCUGUUACAGUAGUGCCGAAUACGCAGCGUCAGAAAGUGGAUGAAGUGGCGGCGAAAGAAACGGGAAAGAAGAUAGAAGGUGAGAAGAAAAAGUCGGUAAUGAUUUGGUGCGAAGCUUGUAACAUUGUGACGUAUUCUGAGAAUGUGAUGGAGACUCAUAAGCUUGGGAAAAAACACAAGGCUAUGCUUAAGAAACAUUAUUCUGAGCAGUUGCUGGAGAUUCACAGGCUUGAGAAAAGAGCAUCUACAGUCACAGUGAAAUCUUUAGAUGCUGAUCCAAGCGAGGAAGAAUCAAUGGUUCAUUUCUUGGAAAAUGCCUCUAGCUAGCUGAUUUAGCUACCAAUAUCAUUACAGUUCCAGUGACAUAGAAGGUUAUAUGGAAUCAGAGAUUUAAAUUUCAUUUAGCUAUGAAGAAAGUGUUUCUUUUUUUUUAUGUAUUUUUUAAAUUAUAUUUGGAAUCUUGAAAUAGAGAAACCAAUGCCAUUAGAGAGACUUGAAUAUGUGUGUUGAAUGGGAAUCAUGAUCCCCCAAUAUUUUGCUCCAGUUCCCAACGCAGCUAUGUAACAAAAAAAGCAUCCACAAGAUCAAUAGAUCAUGUUAUGGGCGAGGAGAAAAGAUGUCAAAGGCUAUUUUUACACCAAUGCCUACUAAAUGGACUCUGUAGAUGGGAUGAUCAACUUUGCAACGUGUAUGUUGCAAUCAAUAAAAGGAAGGCAGUACACACAUAAAAAGAGAUAUUUGUGGGGGUUGCGUUUGCUAGAUUUCAUGCAUGUUCUAAGUGUUUCGCUUUUUGUUUUGACAUCAUGCGGUUUUUUCAUUACUCAAAUUUAUGAUAGUCUGAAAAACCAGAUCAAAAUAAAAUAACCAAUAAAACAAAGUUUUCUAUAAAUGAUCUAGCUAAUCUACUGUUAAAUUACUCGCCCAAAGAAUAUAGGAGAUAAAAAAAAAAAUUAGAAAUCAUCUCUCAGGCUUGAAAUUUCUUUCAAUUCCAUUGGGAAACUUUGUCAUCCACCUGGAUCAUGAAUCCCAUAUAUCACCUUCCAGCAAUCUGUUUCAAAAUUCUUACAGUAUAAUGUGGUAGCAUAUUCUUCAUCGUCCAUAUAAAAACUUUAACUUCUACAUGUAGAGGCGAUAAUCAACCCCACCGGUUCUUAGUUCAUAAAAGUUGUGUUCCCCAGUAGAAUAUUUCCAUAUCCAUCCACAUCUAAAAAGUUGUAUCAUGAUGCCAAGAACCAUCCACCAUAUAAAUAUUGCACAACAUUAAGACGUGUAUAUGAUGUGAUCCCUGCUGUGCAUCAGAUGAAUCAGACUUAAAAGAAGAACUUAAUCUGCAGAUUUAAAAGAAAAAAGAAGAAGAAAAAUUAUUAGUUUGGGGAAAAUAAACGAAAAAACAAAAGUUACUUUCUAGUCUCUUCAUAAGUCUUAUUUUCAGGAAAUCGCCCGACAAAGUCAAAUGCAAUUUCUUGGCAAUCAAACAGUAACAGGCAUUAGAUUUAAAUCCCAAUCAAAAGAAAGCAAGCAUCAGACUAAAGGUCAUAACUGUUGGUGAGUACGUAUAAUUUUUAGUGAUGAGUUAUUAAAAUAUUUGGUGAUAAACCAUUGCGACUGUUAAUGAUUGUAUUCUUUGAUGAUAAAUCAUUCCAACUUUUUGAGUUAACCAACUUUGCAACCUUUAGUCUUCUACAUAAGGAGUUGUGGGUAUUGACAAAUCACAACAAGAAAGC